Messenger RNA from Zonotrichia albicollis (white-throated sparrow), 2744 nucleotides. NCBI's taxonomy places the organism in Eukaryota, Metazoa, Chordata, Aves, Passeriformes, Passerellidae. The record is from RefSeq and is a predicted model, not a curated record.
ACUGUUGAGCCUGGUUCAUGCAUGCCUGCUGGUUUUGAGUGGCAUCGACCCUCUUAAAUGAGUCUUCUUUUUGAAGUCUGGAGCCCUAUAUGGAUGAAAACUUUGUUUCAAGAGCCUUUGCCACCAUGGGAGAGCUUGUACUGAGUGUAAAAAUCAUUCGAAACAGGUUGACAGGAAUUCCAGCAGGCUAUUGCUUUGUAGAAUUUGCAGAUCUAGCUACUGCAGAGAAAUGUUUACACAAAAUCAAUGGAAAACCACUUCCUGGUGCUACACCGGCGAAGCGAUUUAAAUUGAAUUAUGCAACAUAUGGAAAACAGCCUGAUAACAGUCCAGAAUAUUCCCUUUUUGUUGGAGACCUGACUCCUGACGUGGAUGAUGGGAUGCUGUAUGAAUUUUUUGUUAAAGUUUAUCCAUCGUGUAGAGGUGGAAAAGUUGUUUUGGACCAGGCAGGAGUAUCCAAAGGUUACGGGUUUGUGAAAUUCACAGAUGAACUGGAACAGAAGAGAGCGCUGACAGAGUGUCAGGGAGCUGUGGGGUUGGGCUCUAAACCUGUACGCUUGAGUGUGGCUAUACCAAAAGCUAAUCGUGUGAAACCAAUGGAGUACAAUCAGAUGUACAACUAUAAUUACAACCAGUAUUACCAACAGUAUCACAACUACUACGCUCAGUGGGGGUACGACCAGAACACGGGCAGUUACAGCUACAGCUACCCCCAGUAUGGCUACACGCAGAGCACCAUGCAGACAUAUGAAGAAGUUGGUGAGGAUGCAUUGGAAGAUCCCACACCUCAUUUAGAUGUCCAUGAAGCAAACAAGCAGUUUAUGGAACAGAGUGAAGAGCUCUAUGAUGCCUUGAUGGACUGUCAUUGGCAGCCUUUGGACACUGUCUCAUCAGAGAUCCCAGCUGUGUUAUAGCCUCGUUGCUGAGGUGUCUGUGAGAUCCUCCCAGUGCGCUCCAGACUGUUACACUGCCCCGGAUCCUGCACUUGUGAGGGGUGGCCCUUUCCCCACCCAGGCCAGGUACUCAGAGUACAGGAGGACUGUGGCCUUUCCUGUAGAGAACAAGUAUUGUAGGAGCAUCACGGUAACCUUUAUUCAUGGUGAAAAUUAGAACUGCGACAGUUUUAUUCCUUUUGUCUUGAAAUGAACUCUUAAUACUUACUGGGAAUUGUAAUUUAUAAACUUUCAGCAAGAUGGCACAGGAGAGAGACUCUACUCCAUCGUACAAUAAAAAAGUUGGUCUUUUAAGUAAAAUUACCCUUUGCAAUUUGGUUCCUGCCCAUCUUUCUGCUUUGCUGCCCAUUCAACUGUCUUAAGUCGUUUGACCCAAGGCUCAUGAAUGUGUUAUUUCAAAAAAGAUCAUUUUUAGACACCACUAAAAUAUCUCAAGAUCUUUCCAGUGACUGGGUAAGGUUGCUGUAACUUGAGCAUGGGAUGAAAGCUUAUGUUGUGGUUAACUUAAGCUGUGAUCUUGAGCUUGCAAGUUUGAUAUUCUUAAGCAAUCAACCCAAAGAGCACGUUGGAGAGCAAAGGCAGAAAGGAGUGUUAUAAAGCUUUUACCUGGUGGUAUUUUGCACACCUGGCCUGCUUCUCCACCUGUGUAUGAGGAAAUAAUUCCCCAUGAACCAGCAGUUUAAAACACUUUUUCCAGCAACCAUAUUUAAAUGUCAUUUUGUGUAUCAUGCCUAUUUUUUUUUCAUUGUGGACACAGCAUGAUGGUCUCAUUGAGAUGAUGAGAUUUUGUAGUGUCUUCCACUGUCCAGUCAGAGUGAAACUUAAGAUCUUGCAGCAAAAACGGGUCAGAGCAAUUGCCAUGAUAUAUUGUGCAACAAAUGGUUGUUAACCUGGAAAGCAGUUUUUUACUGGAUGUUGUAUAAGCUGGAUGGACAAGCGAUAUAUUUAAACUGAUAUGUUGCAUUAGAGGUGAAAGUGAAAAUAAUAGCACUUAUAUACAUGUUAUAAGCCCUUUUUCAGGCUUUUGUGCCUUAAACUCUUGGAGAAAUAGGAACAGAGAAACUACCUGUAAUAAAUGUCUAUCCAGGGAAUAGUUUGGUAACUGAAAUUGCUACUGCAGAGCAUUUCCUACUGCAGUUGCCUCCCUGCCCAUGUUGAUGCAGAGAUUUACCAUAAAAUUUAAAUACUUUGAUAAAGUUACUUCUACUACACCUUUGUUUGUGUCCAUAAUUAUGACCUAUUUGUCAGUCUGUGGUCUCUUUUUUAUCAACUGGAAGUGGGAUGUGAGGGGAAUGGUGAUGUGACUGGAGUUGAGUUAUUCCUAAUGAGUGACUAGAGGAACUAGAGGACUGCUGGACUCCUGCGUUCUCAUCUGCUGUGAAUUUUCCUCAUGCUGUGCCCCUGACGUGCUGCUGUCUCACCUUCAGUUGCUCUGAAUGUAAGGAAAGGAAUGUUCCCUGCAUAUGCCAGGAGUUUCGGAAGCAGCAGAAGUGGAAGAGAGCAGAGCUUUAUAUCCUCUGAUAUAUCCACUCGCUCAAGACACCACCUCUUCUUGGGAAGUUCAGCAGAGUGACAUUGCAGAAAUUAUGUAAAGAAGGGCAUUUAAAACACUUUCUAGAUAAUUCUGUUACUAUGCUGCCCUGUAUGCCUGCCCUUCUAUUUUGGAGUUGUCUUUUCCUACCCCCCAUGAAUUUUGGCUUUUACAAUGUGGCAAUCCCAUUUUCCUCCGGGGGGUGAAGCUGCAUUUAUUUAUCAAUAUAAAUUUAUUCUGCUGUUCUCAUCUGCCUAGCA